This is a messenger RNA of Drosophila persimilis, 1076 nucleotides long. Its product is annotated as serine protease snake. Gene Ontology annotation, biological process: proteolysis. The record is from RefSeq and is a predicted model, not a curated record. Lineage: Eukaryota; Metazoa; Arthropoda; Insecta; Diptera; Drosophilidae. The coding region runs from base 19 to 972 and encodes 317 amino acids. Gene Ontology annotation, molecular function: serine-type endopeptidase activity. The transcript is spliced from 3 exons.
CAUCGACGAUUCAUAACCAUGUCGAUGCGCUUACUUGGUUCUGUGCUGCUGAUACUUUCUCUGAGCGGUGCCCUAGUGUUCAGCCAGAGUCCGGAUCGAGCAGUUCAGCAAGCUUGCACGCUCUUCAAGAAGACAGUUUUCGAAGAGAGAGUGCCCAUCAGCUUCUUUUUUGCCAAUGCACCCAUCACCUAUGAGACGGUCGACUCCUGCCAUGGCUCGCGACCUCUGAUAGUGGGCGGAUCCCCGGCCGAAGCCAAGGAAUUCCCACACGCAGCACGACUCGGCAAUCGCAAUGCUGAUAACAAAACGAAUUGGUUCUGUGGCGGCACCUUGAUAAGCAACAGACUGGUGCUCACAGCAGCCCAUUGCUUCUACUCCGAGUUUGGGGCAGUGAAUGUUGUGCGAUUAGGAGAGCUAGAGUUUGAUAACGACAAGGACGAUGCCCAGCCGGAGGACUUUGAAGUGCUAAGCACCACGAUGCAUCCGGACUACAGUAACCCAGCCCUCUACAAUGACAUUGGCAUCGUUCGGCUGAGUCGAGCGGUCAACUUCAGUCAGUACAAGCAUCCCGCCUGCCUGCCCUUCGACGAUGGUGAACGGCACGAGACAUUCGUUGCCAUUGGCUGGGGUGCACAACAGUUUGCCCAAAAGCAGUCAAAGAAGCUCUUGAAAGUCCAGCUUCGCGGCUAUGGGCAGCGUUGCCUUACCAGCGUGGAGCCCAACGAGGAGCUACCCAACGGCUACAACGCCAGCACCCAACUCUGUAUCGGCUCCCCUGAAAGCAAGGACACUUGCAAUGGCGACUCUGGUGGCCCGGUGCUCUCCUACCACAAGGACUAUCCCUGCAUGUACCACGUGAUGGGCAUCACAUCCACUGGCGUUGCCUGCGACACGCCAGACGUUCCCAGUGUCUACACAAGGGUCUAUUACUAUUUGAAUUGGAUCAAGCAGCAUCUGGCGAGGACCUCGUGAAGUGAAGGAGAUUUAUACCUUUUAUAGUUUAAGCGAAUGCCCGAUUUCGCGGAAAAGGAGUCCGUAAGGGCAACAAAUAUAUUAUCACGUUAUUAAUUGCUAUA